AUGGUGAAGUUGUUGAUGUCAAUAUCAUCCGAGACAAGGCUUUUGGAAAAUCCCAGGGUUUUGCGUUUCUUGCAUAUGAAGAUUAAGAUACCACUUUCGCUGUUGGUUAAUAAUCUGAAUGAACCUAAGGCGUUGGGGCGGACCAUUGCGGCAAACACAUUUAGCAAAAAGACGAGGAUGAAAAGACGCAAAGCAGAACAUGGAGGCACGUGCUGUAUGAAAAUUAUUGAUAACACCGUACGAAUCUGGGAAGAGAGCUCUCUCGCUCAUGGACCUGCAAGGUUUGGUGUUUGGUGAUGGUUGUCGGGUAUGCGCUAAAAAGAGGUGAUAGUUCUGAUAUGGGUGUUUUUUUGGAUGGUGUUAUGAUUUUACGCAUGAUGUGCGAUGUCGUUUUGUAUCUUGAGUGGAUAUAAAAUAUACGAAAUCAUAACGAGAGUCGUUUAAGCUGUAU
Thlaspi arvense is the source of this 451-nucleotide messenger RNA. The record is from the annotation of a GenBank genome assembly. NCBI's taxonomy places the organism in Eukaryota, Viridiplantae, Streptophyta, Magnoliopsida, Brassicales, Brassicaceae.